ACUACUAGUUUGUGUUUACAACAUGUAGUGCAAAGCACAAAUACUGUACUUGGAAACUUAAUGCAAAAGCUCGGAGAUGACUGAAGAGUUACAUUAAAAUGUGGCAGUGUUCGUUGCUCAAAUUGUCUACAAACAUUCCGUCGCACAUGGACCGAGCUUGUUUAUCCACUUAGUCGCGUAGUGAUGACGUAGGCAGGAAAACCCCAACACCGAAUGUGUCUCGGAACCCAGCCCGAGGACGAGCAAAACCAUCGGGGACGUCCUCAGAAGAAGUGACGUGCAAGUAGCCCCCGAUGUAUAAGAGAUUUUUCGCCAGGCUUUACUCAGCUAUGGCUGGUCCCAGGCCCGUGGUGCUGAGCGGCCCAUCCGGGGCUGGCAAAAGCACUCUGCUCAAGAAGCUCUUGAAGGAAUACAGUGGUGUCUUUGGCUUCAGCGUCUCACAUACAACAAGAAAUCCACGACCUGGAGAAGAAAAUGGCAAAGAUUAUCACUACGUCACAAGGGAAGCCAUGCAAUUUGCCAUCGAUAAGGGCGACUUCAUCGAGAGUGCCGAGUUUUCUGGGAACAUGUACGGAACAAGCAAAGCUGCCGUGCAGGCUGUCAGGGCCCGAAACCUCAUUUGCAUACUCGACAUAGACAUGCAAGGGGUAAAGAAUAUCAAGAAGACUGACCUCAAUCCCAUUUACAUCUCCAUCCAGCCUCCAUCUUUGGAUGUCCUGGAAGCCCGUCUAAGAGACAGAAAAACAGAAUCAGAAGAGAACCUGCAAAGGCGCUUGCGGGCUGCGAAGGUUGACAUUGAGUUUAGUAAAGAACCCAACAUGUUUGACGUCAUCAUCGUCAAUGACAACUUGGAAGAUGCUUACGGGCACUUAAGAGAUGCGCUUCUUGAGGAAAUCAACACAGUCAGGAAAAUCAACAUUUCGUCGUAGGAGACGGAACAUCAUACCGCCAAUCACUCCUAUCCAAACCGUGACCUCGUCAUGAACAUUCCAUCCAAAAAAGGUGGCCUGGAAAAACUCAGCCGUCCCCCAGCAUAUUUGUCCAAAUAUGUAGGUUUACAUGUGGUGUUUAUACAUAGUUAUUAGAACAUGUUUAAGACUAAGAGAGCUAAAAAAAUAUAUAUAUAUUAUUUACAUUUGUAUUGGGAAAAAAGCUGCUCUCAUUUUGUCAACUUGCUCUGCGACUGGUACCGUAUGCAGUCAUCAAGUUUUCGCCACGGAGAAUGUAACUGAUUUCAUUCCUACGCAAUGACUAAACUGGUCUUUCAAGUUUAGUUUUCUCCUGGUGUUAUUGUGCUUUCGUGCGAUUAAUCAGUGUGUAAUGUUGUGAUUUCAGCUUCACUGAUGGAAACAAAAACAAAAAACACAUCCAUUAUAUUGAAUUCAUAGUGGAACAUGAAACUUACGUAAUGGAAAGCAUAUAUUCCAAUUCAAGCUUUUUUUUUUUUUUUUUACUUUGUGCUAACUGCUUUGCUCAAAAGACAUGUUAUAUUAGGAUAAAAUCCCAUGUCAUAAGCAAAAUAUGUACUGUAUGACAAUAAAA
Molecule: messenger RNA, 1542 nt
Organism: Corythoichthys intestinalis (scribbled pipefish)
Lineage: Eukaryota; Metazoa; Chordata; Actinopteri; Syngnathiformes; Syngnathidae
Gene: guk1a
Product: guanylate kinase 1a
Exons: 7
Coding region: 294-929 (211 amino acids)
Biological process (GO): purine nucleotide metabolic process
Cellular component (GO): cytosol
Molecular function (GO): GMP kinase activity
Source: RefSeq, a predicted model, not a curated record